Prunus dulcis (almond) is the source of this 5417-nucleotide messenger RNA. Its product is annotated as putative pentatricopeptide repeat-containing protein At1g12700, mitochondrial. The record is from RefSeq and is a predicted model, not a curated record. Gene Ontology annotation, molecular function: protein binding. The coding region runs from base 6 to 1757 and encodes 583 amino acids. The transcript has 2 exons. NCBI's taxonomy places the organism in Eukaryota, Viridiplantae, Streptophyta, Magnoliopsida, Rosales, Rosaceae.
GAGGUAUGCCUUGUCUUCACUCUAACUCCACUGUUGUUGUUUUCGCCAACGAUUACUUUGCUUUCCUUCACUCUCAACCUUCUAAACCAAUCAAAUCUACAAGAACCCAACUAGAGCAGCCAGUGAUAAACUCAUCGAAAAUCACAACUGUUGAGGAUGCUUUCAAUGUGUUUGAUAGAAUGCUUCAAAUGCGUCCUCCGCCUUCAGUUGUUCGUUUCACUCAAAUAUUGGGUCAAGUUGCGAAAUUGAAACAUUAUUCGGCCGUCAUCUCCUUGUAUAACCAAAUGGGUGUGUCGGGAAUUGGACCUAAUGUUUAUACUCUAAACAUUCUCAUAAAUUGUUAUUGUCAUCUAAACCAAAUGGGGUUUAGUUUAUCUGUCUUGGGAAAAUUCUUCAAACUUGGUCUUGAACCAGAUGUCUUUACCUUCACUACUCUAAUCAACGGCUUUCUUCUUGGGAAUAGAGUGGCGGAGGCGGCAGGAAUUUUCAACAAAAUGAUUGCGGGAGGUAAUUGUCAGCCUAAUGUGAUUACUUAUGGCACACUAUUAAAGGCCGUUUGCAUGAAAGGUAACAAUAGUGCUGCUAUUCAGUUGCUUAGGAAGAUGGAGGAAGGAGCUUGCAAGCCUGACCUAGUUGUCUAUAACACAAUCAUCGACAGUCUUUGUAAGGAUACACUAGUGGAUGAUGCAUUUAACCUUUUCUCAGAAAUGAUGAGCAAGGGUUUUGCCCCAGAUGUCAUUACCUAUACAUCCUUGAUUCAUGGAGUUUGCAAAUUAGGCGAGUGGAAAAAAGCUACAAGGUUGUUGAAUGACAUGGUGAGUAAAAAUAUCUUUCCAGAUGUGGUCACGUUCAACAUCUUGGUAGACACACUUUGUAAGGAGGGGAUGGUCGUGGAAGCAGAAGGCGUAGUUGAAAUGAUGAUUCAGAGAGAUAUUGAUCCUAAUACAGUUACGUACAGUUCACUCAUGGAUGGUUACUGUUUGCGAGGACAAAUAGGAAAGGCACAAAAUGUUUUUGAACUAAUGCUUAGCAAGGGCUCGAUGGUUAAUGUUGUUAGUUACAACACAUUGAUACAUGGAUAUUGUAAGCUUAAAAAAAUAGAUGAGGCCAUGAUGCUUUUUCUGGAUAUGUCUCAUAGGGGACUAGUUGCAGAUACCAUUACUUAUAACACUCUUAUGGACGGUUUUUGCAAAGUGGGUAGACUAGAUGAUGCACAAAAGUUGUUCUCCGAGAUGCAAGCUUGUGGCCAGCUUCCAAAUGUUCAAACUUAUUCUAUUUUACUGGAUGGCCUGUGUAAAAACCGACAACUUUCUAGGGCAAUGCAAUUGUUUGGAGAGAUGGAAGCGAAGAAGUUGGAUAUUGAUAUUGUGAUUUACAGUAUUCUCAUUGAAGGUUUGUGCAUAGCUGGAAAAAUUGAAUCUGCAAGGGAUCUCUUUGGUGGUUUAUCAUCAAAAGGACUUCAACCUGAUGUAAGGACAUACACUAUAAUGAUUAAUGGACUCUGUAUCGGGGGCCUAACAAGUGAAGCGGAAAAGUUGCUGGUUGAAAUGGAAGGGAAAGGCUGUUCUCCUGAUGGUUGGACCUAUAACACAAUUAUCCGAGGGUUCAUGCAUGAUAAACAGACAUCAAGGGCGAUGGUGCUUAUUCAAACAAUGGUAGAGAAGGGUUUUUCUGCAGAUGCAUCAACAAUGGAGUUGAUAGUUAAUUUACUGUCGAAAGAUGAAGUGGAUCCUGCUUUGUUGCCGUUAAUAAAGUAAUCUUUCUGAAAGUAAUAAGCAUAUAUGGAUAAUGAAAUUUGAAACUGCUGCACCUUUGACGACCGUGAAGAUAUUACAGUGGUUGUGUGUAUGGCACGAGGUGAAUAUGCCUUCUCACUUGCAUCCGGAAUUUCUGGUAUUAAUUCUGUUUAAUGGAAUUUCCGUUGUAUUUUACUAUUUAUUAUGAGAAGCUCUGUUUCAAAAAAAGAUCCCAUAUGAACCUCUGUCCACUGAUGCAGAGGCGCAGUUGCAGGGUAACCCCAUGCAGCCAUGCAUUUGCAUUUAUUAGGGAUUUAAGGGUUCUUGUAUGAUUUUAGUUAUAAGUUAUAACACAUUACUUUUUCUCUAACUUCUCUCCUACAAAAAGUAUAAUUCCCCUCACCGCAUGUAUAUCAUAUGAAGGUUUCUGGUAACUUACUAACGUAAGCUUUAAUGAUUAGAAUGAGAAAUUAACUUGUGAAUUUAAAUUAUUAAUAAUCCCCAUGCUAUCUGUUAGUGUUUUUGUCUUUGUGUUUUUUGAAUAAAAAGAGGAAAUUAAAGAAGACAUCCGCGGGCCAACGCAAAACUUAAAGCACAUCAAACAAAAGCAUAUUCUUAGACUAAUGUAGCAUGAUCUUUAGCAGCAGAAGCAGGUGGUACUUAUUCAACAAAUGGUGGGGAAGGGUUUCUCUGCAGAUGCAUCAACAAUGGAGUUGGUAGUUAAUUUAUUGUCCAAAGAAAAAGUUGAUCCUGCUUUUUUGGCGUUGAUAAAAAAAAUCAUUGUGAAAUGAAUGUGCAUCUGUGGACAAUGAAAUUUGAAAUUGCUACACCUUUGACAACCAUGAAGGUGUUAUAUAUAUGGGUCUGGAUCAGGGGACACUUUUUUACCUUUAUCAAGAGAAAGGAAAGUUAUUCAAAUGCUGAUAGUCUAUUUGUUGAUAACGAAAUGAGGGACAGUUCACUUCUAUCUUCUUGCAGUGUUUCAGUAACAUCUAAUGGUACCCUCAGAACUUGGUAAGCAGAUCUUCUGGUUCAGAGAGGCCGUUGGAGCAUUCCCUUCUGCUUCCAAAUGAAGUCCCAGGGAAGCAGAGUGUUAGAUUCCUGGAUGAUGCAGCUAAUGCUGAUUUCAGUGCUGCUGUUGACAAGGGAGAGAGUAGCAUAAUCCAAAAAUAUAUUAUCGAUGGACUUUGACACUUGGGAUGACUCAAUAGCGUCACCACAGCAUUUUUUGAAAUUGUUGGAUGAAACUGAUAGACAGCCUGGCUGGAGAUCUCAAAAUGUCAAGUCCCUGGAGAGUACAAAAUAACAAGCAGUCCAGAUUCUCUUUUGCAAGACAGGAGGAUUCUAAAAAUCAAGCAUUCGAUAUACAUUAUAUCUGAAUGUCGUUGGGCAGAUUUCUAAUAACCGAAAUAGAGAUUUAGGUUUGGAGAAUCUUGGAAUUGGAAACGUUCUCUCGUCUAGCUCUUUUGAAGACCCUGAAAUCAUGGCAGCAAUCAUUUAGCUUUUUCUUCUAACUAGCUUUCUGUUGAGAACUGUCUUGCCUUAUGUUACUCUUUCUUCUUCUGCUGAUACCUAUCUUUGUUAUAUUUGCUGCCUUCCAUUGGUCAUAAUAGGAAUUUGUUUAUGUUCUUUCUUGAUGUUCAGCGGCAUUCAUUUUUUCAGUGCCCAACAUUUUGUUGCACGCACUCAAGAUUUUAAAUAAAUUAAAUAAAUAAAAAAUAAAUAAAAAGAUUCCUUGCAUCAUCUGCUCUCCAAUGUCACAUAACCAUACUCCUGAGACCCUUCUGCUAUUCGUCUGUGGGGGUUUAUAUGGGCUGCUUAUUUAUUGUAUGUUGUAUUGUUGGAAAUGAUUUUAUGGUUGGAGUUGAUCUUUUUUAUUUUCGUUUCCUGUAGUUUGAAUUAUCUAAUAGGUUCAUGAGCGUAAUUAAUUUCCAAUUAUGUGCUUAAAGUUAUUGUUUAUUCUGAUCUCAUAGUGAUUAUUAUUAGUAUCAAUUUUCUUAAUGGGUUUUCACUUCUUUUCUUUGCUGCCCUGGGGGUUGUUUUUUUUCAUACUUUGGUUGGUUUCUAGCCAUUAUUAAAAGCUUUCGGCAGUUUCAAGGGCCCAAAUUUCUGCUCCUCCUGGAUUUUCUGUGCCAAGCAGGGCACCACCAUCAGGCUUUACUUUCAUGAGAGCAUGGAUCAGGAGUUUGACUAUCUGGCUGGCAACUGGUAAUAUUGGUAGCUCUGGGGAUAUUGAGUUUAUGGAUCCAGCUAUAUUGGCGGUUGGUAAAGGGCGACUGCAAGGUGGGCUUAACAAGCCCAGCCUUGAAAUGAGAUCGAACUUCCCUUCACAGUUAAGUGCCUAUGAAAAUGAUGCAAGGCUUCAACUGUUGAUGCAAAGAUCCCUCACCCCACAACAAAACCUUAGAUUUCCUGAUAUUUGUGAUAGUUUUUCUCACGUCAGUGAUUGUUAUGGAAUUUUUUUCAAGGCGUUUGGAUCAAUCCCAGGCUGGCCAUCUAUCCUUUUUUUCUCAAUUGUCCCUCCAACAACAGUCUAGAAACCGGGUCAUGUCCAAUGGCCACUGGGAUGGGUGGAAUGAGCCUCAGGGUGGAAGCACUCUGGGUAUGGCAGAGCUCUUGAGAAAUGAGAGACUAGGAUUCAACGAGUAUUAUUCUGGUUAUGAACAUUCAAAGUUUCGGAUGCCCAGUUCUGGUGAUCUGAAUAACACAGUUUUUGGGAUGUAAUAUUGCAAAAUGAUAGCUUUGCAUGGUUGGGGAAUGUUCAAAAGGAAUUGAGGGCUGUGUGGUUGUGUGAGCUUGUACUCAAGGAUAGGAUGGGACUGACUCAUAACUGGCCUUAGCCUCGGCAGUCUCACAUAGGGUCAAACUCCUGUAACUUUUGGGGUCUCUCAUCCUGCUGGUAGGGAUGAAUUUCUUGUUUAGGUUUUUGUAUGUGUACAUAUUUUAAUUUUUCUAGUUUGUUAUCAUGGCCGUAUAUAGGAGAAGAAUGGAUCUAUUAUUGCCUGCUGGGCUAUUGUUAGUGCAUCUGCUUUCUCCUCUUUUUGUUUUCAAUUCCAACUAAAUGCUGCUUUUAUUCUUCCCCAGCCUCUUCUCCCCCUCCAAAAGAACAUAAAUUUUAUAUUCCUUUGAUUUAGACAUUAUGGUUAGCAUGUUUUGUGCAUUGAACCAACCUCUGUGUCAUGCGAGACUUCGCUUCUGUUUCUAGAAGUGCCACUGUGCCAAUUCACUUAAAGUAGGUAAGAAUGCCUGGCUUUUGGGUCCCCACACCCUCUUUCCCUUUGCUAGAUUUAAGUUGGAGUGAAUUACUGGUAUGUGCAUUUUCUUGUACUGAGUUGGGCUUCUACUUUGUAUGUGUUUGCAGGUGGGGUGAUAAAUGCUUGAUGUGAAGCUUGUAUUGCAGGGUGCUGUGUAUGGUCAAUUCAGACCCGCUGAUCAUCCAGAUGAUGAUUAUUCAACUCCCUGCUGUACCGGUAUUUGAUUGCUGCUCUCACAACUAAAUGGAUGAAAUCUGACCCUUUUGGGGAGUUUAUACUGCGCUAACUGUUUAACAUGUCAAAAUGGAUAUUAAUGAAUUUACAAAUUUUUUUUUUUUCCUUCUACAUUUCUUUUUGUACUGUGUUUGCAAAGUUUAAAACAGAAAAGUGAUUGGAAUUAAAAAUUAUUUCGUGCAAUAAUAUUCUG